This is a messenger RNA of Penicillium subrubescens, 2604 nucleotides long. RefSeq lists its product as uncharacterized. The transcript has a single exon. The record is from RefSeq and is a predicted model, not a curated record. The coding region runs from base 1 to 2604 and encodes 867 amino acids. Lineage: Eukaryota; Fungi; Ascomycota; Eurotiomycetes; Eurotiales; Aspergillaceae.
AUGCGUUUCGUUCCAGUCUUCGCGACUGCAUUGCUCGCCGCGUCUAAUAUCGUGGGAGCUUCGCCUGCAGUCGCCUCGUCAAGCGCUGCAGCUGCAGCUGCUGAUACUACUGCCCCUGCCGCUGCGGCAGACACAGCAUCCAGCGCUGCCCCUACAGCCAAUGUCAAUGCAGUCAAUCAACCUGCCGAUACUACUCAGGCUGCUGCUGCCACCACACAAGCCGCCACUACCGCAGCUGCCAACAACAAUGAGCAGACCAACAAUGCUGCUUCUGCCAACAGUGCCUCGGCGAAUACUGUUGCCGACAUUGUAAACAGCAUUGUUGGAAACUCGGCCGGUUCUUCUGCCACUGCUGCUGGCACGACCGCCUCCGCUGCAGAGACCGCCGCUUCUACUGCUUCUAGCAGCAAGUCCGGUUCUACUGCUUCUUCCUCGAGCUCGUCUUCCGAUCUCGAGACUAAGAUCAACAGUCUCCUGGGAGACUUGACCGGUAGCAGCAGCAGCUCUAGCCUCACUGGUAUCUUCGGCGAGCUCGGCGAUCUCCUCAAGGGUAUUACUGGUCUUCUCAACCCCAGCCUGCUCUCCGAGAUUGAGGAUACUUUCAAGUAUCUGUCUACUUCGCUGGCUCCUCCCGUCGACACCAACAUUCGUGUUCUUCUUUCCGACGCCAACACCCAGGCCAUUGCCAACUUGCUCACCAAUGCCAACACCCUGCUCAGCAAGAAGAACACCGAUACUCUGAGCAACAUUCUGUCCAAGGCUGACACUCUUCUGAGUGACAACAACCUGAACAACCUCCAGAAGUUGCUCAACAACAUCGACAAGGUCAAUGAUCUCGUUGUUAACGCCGAUUCGUUGCUCUCUAAGAACAACAUUGACGCCAUUGAGAACCUUGUCUCCAACGGCAACUCCUUGCUCACCAAGGACUUUGUUACUAAGACCAACGGCCUUAUCAAUGCGGCUUCUGAUCUCCUCACGACCGAGGUCACCAAGGCCCUCAAGACUCUGCUCAAUGCCGUAACGGGACUUCUCCCACAACUACAGUCCUUCCUCACUAAGGAAACCUUUGAUGCUCUCACGAAUCUCCUCACCAACGGUAACUCUCUUCUCACAAAGGACUUUGUGACCGAGACCCAAGGACUCGUAAAGGGGGCGUCCGCUCUUCUCACGACUGAGGUUACCAAUGCUCUCAAGACUCUACUCAGUGCUGUGACCGCUCUUCUUCCUGAGCUAGCAGGAUUCCUUACCAAGGACACCUUUGAUGCUCUCAAGAACCUCCUUACGAACGGCAAUGCUCUUCUCACGAAGUCCUUUAUCGAUAAGACUAACAGUUUGAUCGAUGGUGCUUCCAGCCUGUUGACUACGGAUGUGUCCAACGCUCUCAAGACUCUUCUCAACGCCAUAGUUCCACUACUCCCUGAAUUAAAGGGAUUCCUCACCAAGGAUACCUUUGACGCUCUCACGAAUCUCCUCACCAACGGUAACUCUCUUCUCACAAAGGACUUUGUGACCGAGACCCAAGGGCUCGUAAAGGGGGCGUCCGCUCUCCUCACGACUGAGGUUACCAAUGCUCUCAAGACUCUUCUCAACGCCAUAGUUCCACUACUCCCUGAACUAAAGGGAUUCCUCACCAAGGAUACCUUUGACGCUCUCACGAAUCUGCUCAGCAACGGUAACUCUCUUCUCACAAAGGACUUUGUGACCGAGACCCAAGGACUCGUAAAGGGGGCGUCCGCUCUUCUCACGACUGAGGUUACCAAUGCUCUCAAGACUCUGCUCACUGCUGUGACCGCCCUUCUUCCUGAGCUUGCAGGAUUCCUCACCAAGUCUACUUUCGAUGAGCUCUCGAACCUGUUGGCCAGCGGUAGCGAUUUGUUGACUCCAGAAUUUGCAAAUGCUACGAAGAGUUUGGUCAAUAACGCCGAUGAUCUCUUGACUCCUGACCUUGUCAGCGGCCUCAAGGGCAUUCUGAGUGAGGUAACACCGUUGUUGCCUUCUAUUAAGAGUCUCCUCACCAAAUCCACCAUCGAUGCCAUUGGUUCUCUCCUCACGAACGCCAAUGCCCUUCUCACUCCUGACAGCAUCAAGGAGAUCAACUCUCUUCUGACCAAUGCCAACGACCUGUUGACUCCUGCCUUUGUCAACAGCACCGACGAGCUUGUGACUGGUGCUCAUGAUCUGCUUUCGCCAUACGUUCUGGGCGGUCUGUCUGAAUUGCUGGAUGGCCUCAUUCCGGUUGUUCCAACUAUCAAGCGUGACUUCUUGAAUGAUACCACUCUCAACAACUUGACUUACCUCCUUGGCAACGGCACUGAGCUCCUGACGCCUAAGUUCGUCGAUGGAACUAGCACCUUGAUCAGUGACGUUGGCGAUCUGCUGACUCCUGACAUGGUCAAGUACCUGAAGGAGAUUCUGACUGAGGUGGAUCAAUCGAUGCCUGAGAUCAAAUCACUGGUCGCUCCUGACUCGAUCAAGAAGAUUUCUGGCCUGUUGACGAACGCUGAGGAUCUUUUGUCCGAAAAAUUCGUCAACCAGACUACUACACUCAUCAAUGACGUCUCGGGUCUUUUCCCGCUUCUUGAGGGCAUCCUGAACUCGCUGUAA